CUCCGGCUGAUCCGCCAUCGAACUCGGGGGGCGGUGUGGUGCUUUCCGACGUGAUGGGUCGUGAUAGGAGUAUCAAUCUCUUCGCAGGGUAUGUCUGCUCCGGCCAACAGAUCCCUGACAGUCCAUUGGCAUCGCGAGCUUACCGAUACUGCUACAGCUUCGUAAGAGACAUUGAAUCCGCCUCCCGCCGCCUCGAAGAUUCGGCGCAGAACACGACCGUACUGGCGCCCCUCAACUCGGCGGUCGAGAAGCUACCCCGGAAACCGUGGGAGGAUCCCAGAGACUACGGCGCCCUCGGUCCCGAUGCAUACGAGGGUGGAGAAGGGCAUGAGCGAGCUCAGCGCAACCUGCGCAGGUUCGUGGAAGCGCAUUUGGUGCCUGUGAGCCCAUGGCAGGAGGGCGAGCAAAUGAAACCGAUCGGAGGUGACCGGGAGAUUUGGUGGGAAGAAAAGGAUGGGACGCGGCUCGUGAGUAACACGUUCCUGCAUGUUGUAUCUCUGUUGGAGAUGACUGCCGCUGACUAACGAGCGUAGAUUCAACCGGGCGCGAUAGAGGUUGUCAGUGUCGCGGGAGACGUUGCAAAUGGUCAAGUGUGGAUCAUAAAGGGCGUG
Molecule: messenger RNA, 611 nt
Organism: Parathielavia appendiculata
Lineage: Eukaryota; Fungi; Ascomycota; Sordariomycetes; Sordariales; Chaetomiaceae
Exons: 2
Coding region: 54-524 (156 amino acids)
Source: RefSeq, a predicted model, not a curated record